Chanos chanos (milkfish) is the source of this 600-nucleotide messenger RNA. Its product is annotated as cornifelin homolog B-like. The transcript has 4 exons. The record is from RefSeq and is a predicted model, not a curated record. The coding region runs from base 1 to 600 and encodes 199 amino acids. Lineage: Eukaryota; Metazoa; Chordata; Actinopteri; Gonorynchiformes; Chanidae.
AUGGCAACAACAGUGGUUGUACAGCAGCAGCCUCAGAGAACUACCCCUCACCUGACCGCGUGGAGCUCUGGUCUGUUUGACUGUUGUCAAGACAUGCCGUCCUGCUGCUAUGCCUGUUGGUGCGGCCCUUGCUUUGCUUGUGCCACUACAAAAGAGUUUGGAGAGAGUACCUGCUUGCCUCUUGUGGACUAUUCACUGUUUGCUUUAGUUGUGCCAACAGUGCCACCUGUAACUCUAUCAAUGAGGACCGCCGUACGCUACACGUAUGGAAUUGGGGGAAGCCUCUUCGAAGACAUUCUGGUGUCCUGCUGCUGUUAUUCGUGCUCUUGGUGUCAGAUGCAUCGAGAAAUUAAGGAACGGGGAAAAAACGUCACCAUCAUCACCAGUCAUCCUGUGAUGGUCAGUCCACAGGUGAACACCACUGCUCAGCAGGCUUAUGGAGUGAAGGUCGACCCAAAGCCUUUAGGCAGCAAUGACAGCAAAAACACUAAGAAUCUCGCUUUUUUGACGACGAACGAGGACGGCGACGGUGAUGAAGACGACGAAGAAGAUGAUGAUGAUGAUGAUGAUGAUGACGACGAAAAUGAUGAUUUGGAGUAA